Messenger RNA from Carya illinoinensis, 515 nucleotides. RefSeq names its product polcalcin Ole e 3-like. Lineage: Eukaryota; Viridiplantae; Streptophyta; Magnoliopsida; Fagales; Juglandaceae. The record is from RefSeq and is a predicted model, not a curated record. The coding region runs from base 75 to 335 and encodes 86 amino acids. The transcript has a single exon. Gene Ontology annotation, molecular function: enzyme regulator activity; calcium ion binding.
CAACCUCUUGGUUCUCUCAAUCGUGGUAAACACAAAAGGAAUUCAGUGUAACUGUAACAACCGCAACAAAAACAAUGGCUGAUGAUCCACAGGGUGAUCAGGCAGAACGCGAGCGCAUUUUUAAGCGCUUUGAUGCCAAUGGUGAUGGCAAAAUCUGUGCAGAGGAGCUUGGAAAUGCCCUGAAAGAAUUCGGCAACGUGACGGACGAUGAGGUGCAACUUAUGAUGACUGAGAUCGAUACUGACGGGGAUGGAUUCAUUUCAUUCCAAGAGUUCAUAGCAUUUGCCAUUGAUAAUUCUGGUUUAAUAAAAGAUGUUGCUAAAAUAUUUGGUUAAUUCCUGGCCUUAUCUUUCUCUUGUUCGGAUCAUAUAUAUUUUCACGUCUUCUCCAUACUUUUGGGUGUCAUUUAUUUGCAGAGCUGAACUGAUCAUAAGGGAUUGAUUCGUUUGGAAUGUUUUUGUUUUUGUUUUUUGUUUUUUUGGAUGAUGAUUUGAAACUGUUACUCCUUUGUUUUU